AUGGCUGUAAUCUCGGGUUCUUUCUCAUCUUUGGAGUUAGAGAAAUAUGGAGAAGGACUGCUUACAGAAAAACCGCGAGUUUUAUCAGUCCUCUCUUCAAUUCUGGAGAGAUCAGUUCAAAAGAAUGAGAAAUUAGUAAGGGCAUCAAAGAUGAAGGACGUCGUUACAAUGUUCCAUGCAUCAGAAGCUCCUGCCUUAAGCAUUACAAAGUACAUAGAGCGCAUCUUCAAGUACUCAAGCUGCAGCAAUUCUUGCUUUGUUGUUGCAUACAUAUACAUGGAAAGAUUUCUGCAACGUACGGGGACUUGUCUCACUUCUCUCAACGUUCACCGGCUUUUAAUCACCAGCAUUCUAGUUGCUGCAAAAUUUAUGGAUGUUGAUUGUUAUAGCAAUGGCUACUAUGCCAAAGUGGGAGGAGUGAGCAUUGGAGAGAUGAACAACCUAGAGAUGACAUUCUUGUUGAGUUUGGAUUUCAAACUCCAUGUCACCACAGAGAUGUUUGAGAAGUAUUGUCAGCAACUUGAAGAUGUGGGAGGGCACCAAACUGGGCACUUCAGAAAGGUUCAGACCUUGAAAGAUGAUUGGACCAUAAUCGAAGCAACAUUAACGCGCCAUAGUCGAAGCAAACAAACAGUACUAGUGAAGUAUCAGAAGGACAAGGCUUGUGUAUUUUCAUGGUUAACCUAA
Molecule: messenger RNA, 687 nt
Organism: Fragaria vesca subsp. vesca
Lineage: Eukaryota; Viridiplantae; Streptophyta; Magnoliopsida; Rosales; Rosaceae
Product: cyclin-P3-1-like
Exons: 2
Coding region: 1-687 (228 amino acids)
Biological process (GO): regulation of cyclin-dependent protein serine/threonine kinase activity
Molecular function (GO): protein kinase binding
Source: RefSeq, a predicted model, not a curated record